AAAGACUUUUCUUCCAGAUGGAAAAUAGUUGGAAAUCAUCUAAUCUGCAAUUUGCCGGAAAAUACAGAAUUUCUCCGUAAUUAUCACUCCGUUCUGAACCUGAAAUCCAUCAAAGUUGCAGCCUUUGAUCUAGACGGAACACUCAUAGAUACCAAGUCAGGACAGAGGUUUGCGCGUACGGCUGAUGAUUGGCGGUUCUGGCUGCCUGAUAGCAAGACGGAAUCGAAAGUUUUAGAAAAACUAGCAGAUCUUAUAAAAGAAAAGUAUCUUAUAGUGGUGUUCACGAACCAAGGUGGAGUAAUAGCCAACAUUGCUAACAAGUCAUACAAUAACUUCAUUCAACGAGUCAAUUCUGUAGCCGCCAAAUUGAGCGAUUUCAUAAAUGGAAAUGAAACUGAGCUUUUGGUAUUUGCUUCUCCGAAAAAGCCUGGUGGGAAAACAGUACUAGUUUCUACAGACGAACAAUUCAAGUCCAUGAGAAAACCGGAAUCAGGAAUGUGGACUGAAUUAACGCAGUUUCUUCAAAAAAGUUCCGGAUUGGAUGUAGAUAUCCACAAUAGUAUUUAUGUUGGAGAUGCUGCUGGAAGAGUUAAAGACUUCCUGGACAGCGAUGCCAUGUUCGCAAAGAACAUUAAUUGUACAUUUAAGACUCCUGAGGAGUUCUUCGGUUGA
This is a messenger RNA of Scheffersomyces stipitis CBS 6054, 672 nucleotides long. It is a transcript of the gene TPP1, whose product is annotated as polynucleotide 3'-phosphatase. Gene Ontology annotation, biological process: DNA repair. Gene Ontology annotation, molecular function: double-stranded DNA binding; polynucleotide 3'-phosphatase activity; ATP-dependent polydeoxyribonucleotide 5'-hydroxyl-kinase activity. Lineage: Eukaryota; Fungi; Ascomycota; Pichiomycetes; Serinales; Debaryomycetaceae. The transcript has a single exon. The annotation marks the transcript as partial. The record is from RefSeq and is a predicted model, not a curated record.